AUAUAGUGUAAAAGAUAAGGCAGAUAACAAUCGGCAUAAAAUAGUAAACAUUAAGCACUAAACGGUGCUUUAAGCCUUUAACUGUAAAGUAUAAGGUAUAAGCUCUAAAGUGUAACCAGUUUUUACUCUUGAGGAAUGGGUCGCUCCAUUAAUUAAUAAUUAUAACUUAUAAGUCUCUAGUCUCUUGUAUUCAUGACAGUUUCAUGGUUUAGUUUACACCGCAUACCAAGGACAACAUCCCUUAUCACGUAAGAUUUCAUUAGUUCAGUAAACCGAUUAUCAAGAUGCCCGAAGGUGUUGAAGAAGUUCCUACUAUCGGCAUUAUUUAUCCACCGCCAGAAGUAAGGAAUAUUGUCGACAAAACUGCCAGUUUUGUAGCACGAAAUGGACCAGAAUUUGAAUCUCGUAUUCGUCAAAAUGAAUUGGGUAAUCCCAAAUUCAAUUUUCUUACCCAAGGCGAUCCUUACCAUGCAUAUUAUGUACACAAAGUCAAAGACCUCAGGGAAAAAGCUGCACAAGAACCAACCUUACCUCCUAAAGAAACAAAGAGCAUGUCAACUGCUACCCAACUCAAACAACAGGAGCUCCUGAAACAAGUUCAGGAAGCAAUAUUUGUACCAAAAGAUCCGCCAAAAGAAUUUGAAUUCAUUGCUGAUCCUCCAUCAAUAUCAGCUCUUGACUUAGACAUAGUGAAGCUUACAGCAUUAUUUGUUGCUCGUAAUGGCAGACAGUUUUUAACCAAUCUAAUGGCAAGAGAACAACGUAACUUUCAGUUUGACUUUUUACGUCCCCAACAUUCACUAUUUCAAUAUUUCACAAAGCUUCUUGAACAGUACACUAAAGUGUUGAUGCCUCCUAAAGAUCUUAUGAAGUGUUUAAAAGAAGAAAGCUAUGAUCGACAACAAAUUUUAGAUGAUGUCAAAUAUCGUUCUGAAUGGCAAAAACACCAAGAUGCUUUACGUAGAAAAGAAGAACAGCUUAUAGAAAAAGAAAGAUUGGCCUAUGCUCAGAUUGAUUGGCAUGAUUUCGUUGUUGUUGAAACUGUUGACUUUCAAUAUGGUGAGAUUGGUAAUUUUCCUCCACCAACUACGCCGGAUCAAGUUGGUGUGCGUACAUUGAUGCAAGAGCGUGUUGAUAAUGGAGAAGAAGCUGUUGAAAUGAGUGAUGCAGAAGACGACAUGCAGGUAGACAGUGACGAUGAAAUGGAAAAACGAGUUAAUGGUAGAAUGUAUGCACCAGAAAGUGAACUUAGAGUGCCUGGUGAAGAAAAGUCCAGUAGAGACAACAACCAGGUUCAAGACAUGGAUGAAUCGUCAAGUGAUGAUGAUGGUGAUUUACCACCAGGUGUUUCGAAAUCUGAUAGUCGUUCAAACCAAAUGGCCCAGCCAGCUGUUCCAGAAAAGGUUAUUGUGAAGAAAGGAUACAAUCCUAAACAAAUUGUUCGAGCUCCAGUUAAAGCACCUCCAGAAGAAUAUUUAAUAUCUCCAAUUACUGGUGAAAAGAUACCUGCAAGCAAAGUUCAAGAACAUAUGAGAAUUGGAUUAUUAGAUCCCCGAUGGGUAGAACAACGAGAUAAGCAUAUCAGUGAUAAAAUGAACCAGGAAUCUGUGUAUGCUCCAGGAGCUGCUAUCGAGGCUAGUUUAAAACAGUUGGCUGAACGCCGUACUGAUAUAUUUGGUGUUGGUGUUGAAGAAACUGCUAUUGGUAAAAAAAUUGGUGAAGAAGAAAGUAGAAAAGAUGAUAAGGCUACAUGGGAUGGGCACACUUCUAGUGUAGAAGCUGCAACUCGUGCAGCACGAGCUAAUAUUACCCUAGAAGAUCAAAUUCACCAAAUUCAUAAAGUUAAAGGUCUAAUUCAUGACGAUGAAAAAGAAAAAAUUGGUCCAAAACCUGUAUCAGGUACAGUAACUAUUUCUCAUCCGCCUACUUCUCAAGCCGUUUCUGUACAAAUGUCAAUGGCUAGUAAUAUGCAAAAUGCUAUGAUGCAACCACAUGCUCCUAACAUGAUGCAAUCGCAACCCAUGAUGAUGGUUCAGCAACAACAACAGAUGAUGGUUCCACAACCUCAAGCUUAUCAAGUAAUGCAGCCCCAGAUGCCUCCGAAUCCAUUUUUGGGAGCUGCUAGAGGAAUGAUGCAACCUCCAUUACCUCAGGGUCCACCUGGAAUGAAGCACGUAAUGGAAAUUGCUGAAGAUGAACCGCUUAUGAAGAAACAGAAGACUGAAGAUUCUUUAGAACCUGAAAUACAGUUUAUGAUGAAGUUUAAUGGUCCUGUCAUGUUUAAUGUUGGAACACCUGUUCUUACCGACAAACCAGAAUGGGCCCUCAAUGGACAGAUAUUAAAUAUAACAUUACCGCUUCAAGAAACAGUGUCAGUAAUUAAGACGAAAAUUCAUGAGUUAACAGGGAUGCCACCUGGCAAACAAAAACUGCAAUGUGAUGGAUUGUUCUUCAAAGAUUCCAAUACGUUAGCUUAUUAUAACAUAGGACCUGGUUCAACUAUUCAUUUGCAAUUGAAAGAACGUGGUGGUCGUAAAAAGUAAUUGUAAAAAAAUGAAAAAAAAAUUUUUUACUGUUGUAAUAUUUGAUAACAUAUAAGAUAUAAAUAUAUUUAUUCAUUAUUCAUUACAUAAAAUAAAAUAUAUUUUAAGUAUCAAUAAUGUCAUAAUGUAAUGUUCUGUUCAUGAAUGUGUUUUCUAUAUUCUAGUUGCAGAUAGCACCUCUUUAAUAAUACUAAUGUACUGCUUGAACAUUUGAGUAAAAAUCUAUAAAUGGCUAUAAUAAAUUGGUAUCAUUUUUGUA
Molecule: messenger RNA, 2802 nt
Organism: Myzus persicae (green peach aphid)
Lineage: Eukaryota; Metazoa; Arthropoda; Insecta; Hemiptera; Aphididae
Product: splicing factor 3A subunit 1-like
Exons: 14
Coding region: 285-2543 (752 amino acids)
Biological process (GO): regulation of alternative mRNA splicing, via spliceosome; mRNA cis splicing, via spliceosome
Cellular component (GO): U2 snRNP; U2-type prespliceosome; catalytic step 2 spliceosome
Molecular function (GO): protein binding; RNA binding
Source: RefSeq, a predicted model, not a curated record